GAAAAUAAUAAUAAAAAAAACCGGACAAGUCAGGGUCGGCCAACCGCGCACAUUUGCGACAGUCUCAUACUUCCAACAUGGCUUCUGUUUGGACUGUUCUUUGUCUUCUUGGCUUUGCCUUUGUCUCAGCUCAUGCAUCUGGGUGUACCGAUAUAUUUCAUGGACUCGGCUGUCGGCCCUUGAAUGCUUCAUGCCGGAGUGGAAAGGCAGUACUUUCCAGAAGUCUUUGUCCUAAUCCCAAAGAGAAGUGUUGUGUUCCUAGCACGGUGCACAAGUGCCUGAGCGGCCUCGCCUGCAGUGGACGCCCCAAGGGUGAAGUGGGAUCAAUCAACGGAACCCCUGUCUGCUGCCCUCCUAAUACCCGACCUGGUUUUAUGAUAUUCGAAAGAAUGUGCUUUUGCAAAGAGUAGACGACUUUGCACGCCUAGUAUUUUCGCAAGAACGAACCACUUCUAGAAUAGGAUGUUAGUUCUGUUGAAAUCCUCCUCAAGUUGUUUUUACAAGAAAUCGUAGUCUUCAGGUCUUCUCCUUUCCGUAACUGUUUUAGGCGCGGGGAGGCUAGGAAGCAUCUUAUAUGUGUUAAUCAGUAAACAUUUUCUGUAUAUGUCCUUAGCAAACUUUUUCUGCUGCCCACAAUCUAAUCCAUGGUCGUCACUUCAUGUUAUCGUUGAUUAAACGAGUGACGACAAGAAGAAUGUGUUGGUUCGAGAAAAAUAAUAAAAUA
Pomacea canaliculata is the source of this 724-nucleotide messenger RNA. RefSeq lists its product as uncharacterized. The record is from RefSeq and is a predicted model, not a curated record. The transcript is spliced from 3 exons. The coding region runs from base 78 to 410 and encodes 110 amino acids. NCBI's taxonomy places the organism in Eukaryota, Metazoa, Mollusca, Gastropoda, Architaenioglossa, Ampullariidae.